Penicillium taxi is the source of this 1011-nucleotide messenger RNA. RefSeq lists its product as uncharacterized. The transcript has 2 exons. The record is from RefSeq and is a predicted model, not a curated record. Gene Ontology annotation, molecular function: chitin binding. The coding region runs from base 1 to 1011 and encodes 336 amino acids. NCBI's taxonomy places the organism in Eukaryota, Fungi, Ascomycota, Eurotiomycetes, Eurotiales, Aspergillaceae.
AUGUCAACUAUAGUGAACUCCAAGUGGGGUCAGGAUAUUUUGCUCAGUCCUUCGGCCCUAGAGAGUCAAGUAUCUUCUUGCUCGACCAGCGGAUACUCUGCGACUUAUACCCCGACCUCUACUGCCUCUUCAAUAGUCUCCGCCUCAGCCACCGUUACCGCUAGUCGCUGCAACACGACUAACCCCGACCAGACUGUUUAUAAGGUUGAAUCCGGAGAUACCUGUGUUUCUAUCUCAGCAGCUCAAAAUGUAUCCACCUCAGCCUUGAUUAACUUGAACAGCCUUGAUAUAGGAUGUACACACAUAGUGGCUGGGGCGGAAAUUUGCCUUCCCGAUGUUUGUGAAAUCCAUCGCGUUCAGGAGACGGAUACCAUCGAUAAAAUCGUUGAUAGCCUAUCCCGUCAAGUCUCCGUACCUCAAUUUGUUGCAUGGAAUGCCAAUCUUAACUCAGUGCAAAGCUCGGAGAAUCUGACUGCCAUUACGGGGAAGUACAUCUAUGCCAGUCCUCCAGGUACUCUCACACUUCCCGAUACCCUGGCUCUGAAGCCCGCAACCACAGCUAUAUAUGUCAACUUAGUGUACAACAUCACUGAGGACGAUCUGACAGACGAGAUGUAUGAAUAUCAAGCCUGGAUGAGUGAAUACGAGCGCGUCUGCUAUCUGCCCACCAACGGCACCUUCCCGACUGUUGGCUUCAAUUUCAGCAUCACACUGACCGAUGACUCAAGUGUGGGAAGCUCAACGAUGUUUACCUCUAGCCAAACGGCUAGCCCCCACGCAUCGCCUACGGCCACCACUGCGAUUUCCACUACCACAACUUCCACUACCACAGCUGUAACCUCGCCAAGUAGUACCAUCUCAGAAAAUGGUCUUUAUGGCGUAUCUAGUUCCGGCUGGACUUGUUUGGGGUCUCAGUUUGGCGAUUGCUGUAGUAACUACGGCUAUUGUGGGAGCUCGUCGGACUACUGUUCCAGCGCAAACUGCGAUGCUCAAUAUGGCUCGUGUUCGUGA